UAUUAACAGACAAGACAAAGUGUGGUCGCGGUUUUGGGUGUUGUUGUUUGGUUCGCGGUCAAUAUACAAUAUAUUUUCUAUAUAAAAUUAUUAUUUAUUUCGUUUCGUGUAUGGAUUGUGUGUUGCUUUUUUUCUCCUCUGUUGCUUUCAUGUUACACAGCAAAAAGAAAAAAAAAAUGUUUUAAUUCUCAGUUGUUCUUCGAACAGUAACUCUAGUCGUUUUUCCGACAUUGUCGAGUGUGGACAUGUGGAACAGUUAGAGUAGAUUUGCGCUGGUACAAUGUUGAGAAAAAUGAUGAUUUUGUAAAAAUUUUAAAAAUUGGAGUUAAUUUUAUCGAGAAUUUUUUUUUGUAUUGAUCAGUGACUAUUCUAUUAACGAUAAAUUCAAUCAAUCCGAAUUUUACACAUUCAUAAUUGAACUUAAAGAUCAAUCUAAUCCAAAAGUCGGUCUAAAAACUUCCUGAUAGACAAACUGUGUUUUUUCGUGUUAAACAUUUCGAGAACCAAAUUCAACGAAAAUAUUUAUAUUCCUUCGUUCAUAGACAACUUAUAUCCAAUAUCGCGAUCAAACAAAGAAUUUAUUAAAAAAAAAAAACUCCAUCAAGUCGAACGAACAUCUUCUAACAAUAAACCAAGCAAAAUAUUGUGUGUCUCGAUAUCUAAUAGUUCUGGUUCUGAAAAUACCGAGACUCAUGAGUUAAUACAUAGAAAUUAAUUGGAGAAAAAUAUAUAUUCGAAAAGAUCAGUGAUCGACUGGGGGCGCUUCUGUGAGUGUAAGAGUCUGCACAACAUAAAACACGAUCAUCUAUGAGAAAAUCUGUGUCGUGGAUCAUAAAUAUUAUGUUUACAUAUAAACAAGGCGUCUUGAAUGUGAGAAAUAAAUUUAGUGCCAAUAAAUUUAAUUAUACAAUUUUUAUUUAACCGAAAGAACAUCAAAGAAGUUCAUCCACACAACAUACAGCACACACAAAAAAAAAAGAUCGAGAAUUUCUUUAGUUUUUAUUUAGAAUUUUUGCAAUAUAAGAUUUUUCCUUCUUCUUCACUUCGCACAGUUGGGAAUGAUUUUUUCAUUGGAUUCUCCUUCAUAUAAUGAUAAAGAUAAGCUAAUCCACACACAAUGACGACCCGAUGGAAGCAAAAAGCAUCGUCUUUGUUGGCAAUCACUAGUGUGAUAGUGCUAUUAUUGCUGAUAAUAUUUUUAUGGGAAGCUGUAAAAAAUGGUGUUUUUUCUCCAACUAGUACAAAUGUAUUCAACAAAGUUAAUUAUUCGGAAAACAGUGAUAAAAAUCAUUUUAGAAUAGAUUCAUUAGCAUCGAAUUCAUCAACAAUUAAAGAUGAUGUCAAUCAAUCGUCUUCUUCGUCAUCAUCAUCUUCAUACCCGCCAACACCACCAAUUCAACUGCCAACUAUUAAUAAUAAGGACGAUAUUAUAAUGAACGAAUUUGUAAAGCCAUCCAAAAUUCAUAUACAACCGCUGCACAGGGACGAUUUGUUGUACGAAUCGCAGAAAAUCAAUCCAGACUCUACUGGAAAAGUAACAGAUCAUAGAAUAACCGGUCAAUUUAGAAAUAAGUCAAGCCGAAUAUGGGAUCCUCAUCCACAAUAUUUAAUCGACGCAUUUGGUCUUCAUUUACACCUACUUCUUUAUCAAGACGGCAAUUUUAUACCAAAUGACAUGAAGAUCAUUCAUAUGGGCAAAAAUGAAACGAUUCACAAAACGGAAGAAAAUAAAGAUAUUGAACGGCUGCAAGGCUGUUUUUAUCGCGGCCAUGUUAGAGGAGAUGAUCAUUCGGUAGUGACGGUGUCAUUGUGUGAAGGAAUGCGAGGACACAUCAAAACAUCGACUGAAUCAUUCUUCAUUCAACCAGUUGAACAGUACACAGUUGAGAAUCCGAAUAUUUUACAUAAAAUAACGAGAGAACGAAAAAUUGCUGAUCAUCCACUUGGCGAUGAUAUAUUCCAAGGAUCACAAUGUGAUACAUGUAAGGAUAAAGAUUGCCAUCACGAUGACAUGGUCAUUCCUGAUGAGGCAACCGAAUCGACGAAACGUCGUAGAAGAAGUAUUGCAUCUAGUUUAGCAACGAACAGUGCCUAUACCAUGGAGGUAUUGGUCGCUGUUGACAAGAAAAUGAAAGAUUAUCACGGUGAUAAUUUAAAUGCGUAUGUGCUGACACUGAUGUCUAUAGUGUCAAGCAUCUACGCCGAUGCCAGCAUUGGUAAUUCAAUAAAUGUGGCUGUUUCACACAUUAUUUUAUUUAGAGAUAGUUUACAGGACAAGUCAACUAAUACAGGCGUUCCGGCAUCCGAAAUGCUUUCUAGUUUCUGCAAAUCCGUUCAAUUAGAUAGUUUACAUUAUGAUACUGCACUGCUAUUGACAAGAGAACAAAUAUGUCGAAGUGCCAACGAGCAAAAAUGUGAUACAUUGGGUCUAGCUGAAUUAAAUACAAUGUGCAAACGAGCAUCUUGUGCUGUUGUACAGGACAAUGGAUUAUCGGCAGCAUUUACCAUUGCCCAUGAAUUGGGACACGUUUUAAGUAUGCCCCACGAUGAUGAUACAAAAUGUGCCGAAUUUCGUAAGCCGGGAAAAACUCAACAGAACAUCAUGUCGAGAAUGCUGGAUCAUAAUACGCAUCCGUGGUCAUGGUCAGAUUGCUCCAGACAUUAUGUAACCGAGUUUUUAGAAAACAACAAUGGCUUUUGCAUGCUAGACAAACCGAAAAAAGAUAUGAUUGAAGUGGCAAGUAGACGAUUAGCCGGUGAGAAAUUUAGUGCCGAUGAACAGUGCAAACUGGUGUUCGGUCCCGAAUCGAGGGUGUGUUCGUACAUGCCAACAUGCGCUAGACUAUGGUGUGGCAGUGACGACGAUGCUGAGGGUUGUCGAACGCAGCACAUGCCAUGGGCUGAUGGAACUGAAUGCGGUCACGAUCAUUGGUGCCAAAGGGGUAAAUGUGUACAUCGGAACAGGCAUGCAAUUCAGAAAGUUGAUGGAGGAUGGGGUCCGUUUACUCAUUUCGACACAUGCAGUCGUACUUGUGGCGGUGGCAUACAGUCUGCAACACGUGAAUGCAAUUCACCGGUACCGGCAAACGGUGGCAAAUAUUGUAUCGGAAAUCGCAUCAAAUACAAGUCGUGCAAUACGCAAGAAUGUUCACCGGAUGCGGUCGAUUUUCGUGGUGAACAGUGUGCCAAUUUUAACAAUAAAAAUUAUGGCAUCACUGGCAUCGUUGAAAAUGAUACGUGGAUCCCGAAAUAUGGAGUUCUACCGGGAGACGAAUGUAAACUGUAUUGCAGGGUGGAGAAGACCAGCAAUUAUUUUCUAUUGAAAGAUAAGGUUGUUGAUGGAACAUCGUGCACCCACGACAGUUUUCAUAAAUGCGUUAAUGGUGUUUGUCGCGUUGCUGGAUGUGAUAACGAGCUUUCGUCUAAUGCAACUUUAGAUAAAUGCGGUGUCUGUGCCGGCAACAAUAACACAUGCAUCGAUAUCCACGGAACAUUCAAUUCGAACCAAUUGAAAAGGGGCAGUCGUCCAUACUACUACUAUGUAACAACCAUACCAAAGGGUGCAUCGAAUAUUGAAAUUAUCCAACCCGGCUACCAGGACGAUUUGAAUUAUAUUGCGUUGAGCGAUGAGAAAGGCAACUAUACGCUGAACGGAAACAACGUAAUCACCCAGUAUCCGCGAGUGUUUGCUUACGGAGGCGUAACAUUCGAAUAUACCGGUACUAAUACGACAAUGGAGAGGGUUAACUCAAGCUUUGCGCGGAGAAUCAAAUUCGACUUGACCGUUGAAAUAUUUUCGAGGCAAGAGAACCACUACCCCGAUUCGAAUCUGAUUCUGUAUUCGUAUACUCAAUCUUUGAACGAACCGUCGUCGCAAUUCCAUCCGUAUUAUGUGUGGAAAAUGAGUGACUGGAGCGAAUGCGAUCAAAUCUGCAAUGGGAAAAGAUUCCGAUCGGGUAUUUGCAUCCAAUCGGACAAUGAGAAGGUCAUUUCACCAAAUAAUUGUCUUCCGUCGAAAAAACCAAAAAUUGAGUUCGAACACUGCAACAACCAUUGCGAGAUUGACUGGGAGGUGACACGAUCCGAAUGCUCAGCCGCAUGUGGAGCUGGCGAACGGAUUCUAAAUCAUAGAUGCGUUCAGCGGCGCGUUGAAAACAAUCAAACAAUGAUUAUCGAUGACUCGUAUUGUCAACCAACCGCGAAACCAGUCGUAUACGAGAGCUGCACUGGACCGUGCAAGAAUGCUCGAUGGGCGUAUGAUGAAUGGGGACAGUGUUCAUUGUCGUGUAACGGAGGAAUUCAGAGACGUAACAUCCACUGCUUGUCAGAUUCGAAUGGCAUCAAAAUAAGCGAAAAUUACUGUGCUCACAUGGCUAGGGAUAUUUUGGAACGAACUUGCAACAAUGAAGAUUGUCCCACUUGGUCAUAUACCGCUGACGCACCGUUACCACCAGCCGUUGUUCCAGUAUUAAAUGCGGCCGAAAUAUUACCGACCACAUUGAACAACAACGUUUAUGAUGAAGUCUAUCCAACAUCUCCAUCUCCAUAUCCGGUGGAUCGUCGAACAGAGGGAAGGAAAAUUGCAAGUCAUAUUCCAGUCCAAAGCACCAGAAUAAAAUGGCAAACCAGCCGAUGGGGUCCUUGUUCCGUAACAUGUGGUACGGGCCAAAUGAUGCGCAGUGUAAAAUGUUGGGAUUCCGUUACACAGUUGGAAAUCGACGAUCAAUAUUGUGCGGAAGAGAAACCGACCAAUGUAUCGAUAUGUAAGCAUCCGGCCUGUCCCGAAUGGAGCAUUGGUCGUUGGGACGAUUGUAAAUCUGAUUGCACGAAAUCUCGCCAAGUAACAUGUCAAUAUCACAAUGGUGAAGUUGACGAACGGCUCUGUUCUGCCGAUACAAAACCGAAAACUGUUGGCAUGUGCUGCAAAUUUAAAUGGCGCUUAAAAUGGUCACCUUGUUCAACGUCUUGCGGCACCGGCAUCCAAAAGAGGAAUCGUUUCUGUGUGCGCACACAAGUAAAAAGUAGUAAAAGUCGAACGCCACGACGUAAAGGUGAAAUCGUAGAUAAUGUCUACUGCCAGAAUAUAACCGUUCCUCUUCUGUCUCCACAACGAAAAUAUUGCUUUAGAAGAAAUUGUAAUCCACCCAAAUGGGUUGCGUUUCCCUGGUCGAGGUGUUCGGUCGGUUGUGGCCACGGCUAUGCAUCUAGGGAGGUGAAAUGCAUGUCAGGAAAGGAGAUUUUAGUCGAUCAAAAGUGCAGCAAACUGGUGAAACCGAUAAAAACGAAACAUUGUGACGGCAAAACGGAAUGCAAAUGGAAACCGGAGGAGUGGAAGAGCUGCACCUGUGCCGGUUACACCAAGCGAAGAGUGUUAUGCUACGAUACGAGAUUGAACAAGCAAUCGUAUAGUUGUGCCGAUCAUGAGAAGCCACCUACAAAGAAGGCAUGCACUCCACCGCCGAAUUGUUCGUGCAAAGGGCUACACUCACGGGGCAUAUAUAAGGACGGUGAAUACGAGCUAAUUGUGCGUGGACGAAAUGUGUCGAUAUAUUGCCAUAACAUGAAUACGUCCACUCCAUUAGAGUAUAUAAGUUUGAAUCGGGACCAAAACUACGCAUCAUACUACGAAUACCGUUCGGAGAACAGUAACGCAUGCGUCCAGAGAAAGCAUCAUGAUUGGCCGGACGAUACGAUUCCAUCCGGCACCACUUACUUCUCGAAAGUACGAUUGAGCUUACGUUCGCUGCAGAUCAUCGACGAUGAUCUGCAAUUUGCUGUAACAACGGGUCGACGAUCGCAAACCUUUGGUUCGGCCGGCGACUGUUACAGCACAGUGCCAUGUCCGCAGGGACGAUUUUCAAUAAAUUUCGAAAGAACGAAAUUUCGCAUUAGACCGAAAACGGAAUGGGAGACAAGAGGACAGAAUGCCACCAUUUUGUAUCAUGCCAAAUUGGAGCCACCUUAUCAGAAGGUAAUUGCUCGAUGUGGUGGAUACUGUGGUAGUUGUUUCCCAUCGAAAAGCACAACCAUUCAAUUAGAAAUAAUUUGAUUUAAAAUCAACAUAAAAGAAACGGAAUUUUCAAUUAAUUGAAAUCCAAUUAACUCAAUCGAUGUUUAGAAUAACAACGUUAUUGAUUGUAUUGAACCACCUUUCAAUUUCAAACAAAAAAUCACUUUGCAUCUUCGCUAUUAUUACAUAUAAAACACUGUGCAUCCAUGUAUGGCUAUAUUUUAUUUUAACUCAUCCAUCCCCCGAUGUUCAGUUUAGUGAAUUGCAUUUAAAUAAUUUUUAAAAUUUUCAUUUUUUUUUUAAAUUGAAAAAUUAGAUCUCUGCUGCCAUAUACUUAAACAACUUAUCUCUACGUAAAAAUAAAAAUUAAAGUUUUUUUUUCUAAAUAAAUAAAUUUGUUCGAAUGACUUUGAUCGGCUACCAAUCCAUAUUUCCAUAAAGGGAACAAUUGUCCGAACUUCAAAGCAAACAGUUUAAUGGGAUUUAUGCAUAGCUAAGACGGUGAUUCAGUUGCUCGAUGGCAACUGAUCGAAUUCAGAGUUUGCCCUAAAUCCAAACAAAUCCAAUGUAUCGAGGAUUAGAAAAUUAUCGUUUCAUACCGUGCAGUUAGCUGUAGUGUAGGAUGCACAUAUAUCUCUAACUUCAUGUGUCAUUUUUUUCUUGUUUUUCGAAUUUGUUAUCAUCAUUAACGGGAGAGGGAUUGACAAGUUUCGUUGAGUUUGCAAAGAGAAGUAGAUGUAAUGUCAACCAAAUUUGUAUCGAAAUUCGAUUCAGGUGAUAAAACAGCUGGUCCACUCAUACAAAGACACUGAUCAUACGUGCUCAUAUGGGUUUCAUAGUCACACGCACGCGUGGUAGUGAUCGAACCGUUUGAACACGUAUAACGGCAUCUCUUUUCUGCAUUCUAUCUCAAUUCUACUUGAUAGAGCACGGUUAGCCAUUUUUCGAAAGAUGUCACUGCAACAGAAAAAUAAUUAAUUUUUUACUCGACGGAUUUUAGUCAAAUAAAAUGUCAUCGUACAGCACAUGGCCUUGGGAAAUAACCUAUUGCCUUGGGACUCUGGGACAGUAAUCAGUUCCGAAAUCGGUCCUUUAACGGUUUGGCGAUAAGAGCCUUAAACAAGGAUAAGUUGAAAUGAUAUCAAACGCUUUUUCAAACCCGUAUCGCCAAGCCGAUGUAGGACCGAUUGAAAAAACUUAUUAUUGUUCCGGAGUCUUGAGGUCACGCUGGCAUUUUAUGACACCGUGUUUGUGACAGCGGCAUCUUUCCAAAAAUGGUGAGCCGUACUAUAUCACGUAGAAUUGAGAUAGAAUGGAGAAAAGAGAACCUUUUCCGUAAUCACUCUCCUGAUAAAACAAUUUAGAAACAAACUUAUACUGUUACAGACGGCAAGCAUAUGACCAGUAUUAUUGUCGGAUCUAUUACUUCCAUUCGAUUAGAGUAUUUUUAAUCUGUUGAUUUCAAAUCUUGUACUUCAAUUCUUUUAACAUGUGUUUUCCCAUAUAAAAGACUGUAUUACCCAGAGUUUGUCAUUAUUUUUGUCGUCGUUAUCUAUAACAGAUGAAUAGCUGUACGUGCCAGGCUUAACACAGAUUUGGUUGACAACUGUAAAAGAAAUUCAACGAAAUUUCAGAACUAGGCGUCAUUGAACAAAAUGUUCCAAGUAUUAAUGACAUUUUACAUUUUCGAAUUUAAGUAUUUCCGAUAAAAUACGACGGGUCCUUCUCUCAUACAGUCAGUAAAAUUUCAGCAUGAUUUUGCUUCAGCUGUUUUCCAGCUGAUCCACAUAUUCAACCAAAACUGUUGAUACAGUUGAGCUGCUACACGCACGCGCGUGGUAAUGGUAAAACCGUAUAAAGAUUUUUAAACAGUUUCGAUUGUUUGUGUGGAUCAGCUGAAAAACAGCCGAAGCAAAUUCCUACUGGAAUUUUGCUGUCUCUAACUUUUUCAUUGAGAAUCUCUAUUGAUAACAACAUUUGGAACACAACCGACCCGAAAUAGCACCUGAAUGUUGUGUUGAAUUACGUGCAUCCUGCUAGAAAAAUGAAUAGGAUGAAGCUGUAUAGAAGAGCCUAGUAGAAUAAUUUAUUGGCAAGAUACUAAAUUCUUGUUUUAACAAAUUAUAUUUAGUUGUUAGCACAGUUAUGAAGACUAUCUAUUGGCUAUUUGCGUAGCCUAUAGUAUGAGUCGUGAAAAAAGAAAUUCAGAAGGAGAAGAAUGAUUUAAUUGACUAAUCUCAAAUCCGCUUAGCACAAUUCUAAUACAAAUUUUUCAAUUAACCUUAGAAUGUCAGUAUCAAAACAAAAGAAUCAAAAGCUAUUAUUAUACCAACUAUCCCCACUGCCCAGUCCAUUCUCCAAAUAAUUUAGAACCUAGAAAUUUUAGUAUACAUUUUUCUCGCACGUAUUAAAACCGGAUUGAACAAUGCGAUAGUAUUGACACUAUUAUACUCAUCUAGCUAUGCAUCAUGGUCCAAUCAUUUAUAGAAUCAGACUGCCAUGAUAGACGGUUAUUUUUUGUUAAGAGAAGAAGAAGAAAAAAAAAUGAAAAUUAAGUAAAUGAAAAUGAAAAUAAAUUUGAAAAUAGGGUGGACGAUGACCGACUGAUAGUAUAAUUUUAUAUAGAAAAAUCAUUAUACAAGAAAUUUGCCAAUCGUUUAAAAUUAGAAUUAAAUUGUGUAAAAAAGGGAAUUAAUAAUUUAUAACGAUCAAAAAUUUAAUAAAAGAAAAGAUUAGUUCGUGGAUUCGAUUCGAGAUUAUAAAGUUAUUUUUAUACUCAAAAUUAAUUAAAAAGAAAAAAAAAACAAAAUGGAUAAUUAACGAAUGUAAAACGAUGAGGAGUUAGUUAAUUUAAUUAAGUCGAAUAGGAAAAAAUUGAA
Bradysia coprophila is the source of this 8889-nucleotide messenger RNA. RefSeq names its product ADAM metallopeptidase with thrombospondin type 1 motif A (gene AdamTS-A). Lineage: Eukaryota; Metazoa; Arthropoda; Insecta; Diptera; Sciaridae. Gene Ontology annotation, biological process: proteolysis; extracellular matrix organization. The record is from RefSeq and is a predicted model, not a curated record. Gene Ontology annotation, molecular function: metalloendopeptidase activity; zinc ion binding.